Molecule: messenger RNA, 28966 nt
Organism: Cinara cedri
Lineage: Eukaryota; Metazoa; Arthropoda; Insecta; Hemiptera; Aphididae
Source: the annotation of a GenBank genome assembly
AUGUUUCUUUACGCAGCGUUUGCAGCGUUUCUCUUGGUGCACUCCACUUACGCCGAUGCCGGUGUCCAAGAACAGGUGGCCGUCGAUACCGACGAGGGCGUGCUGGUGUUAACCAAAGAUAAUUUCGACCAUAUAGUCUCGUCGUCCGAAUACUUGCUCGUCAAAUUUUGUAAGUAAUCGUACCGCGUUGUCAUGUUCACUACCAUAGAACGAUAACAUUUUGAAGGUUAGAAAUUUUCCCGUUGCCCUCCCACCAUUCCCCUGCAUCUUUUGAGCACUGAACCAUCACUAACAAAUGGUCGUUAAAGGGGAGCUCAUUGAAUUGAUAUUGGAUUAUAGACAAUUGGAUGUUUUCGGUUAAAAUAGCCUAUAUUAAGUAGUAGGUACUUGUGUUUAUUUAUAAGUUGAAAUACGGGUAAUUAAUUAAAAUGUUCUAUAAUUUGAAGGAAAAAAUAUAGUUAAUAUUAAUAAUAUAAUAGGUAUCUAGUAUAAACAAUUAAGGAAGAAAAGGCAAGUCUUCUGUUUUACACUUAAUUGUAUGUAAUAGUUUAUUAAAUUAUUGUUUUGUAAUUUAAUAAAUACUUAUAGGUACCUAGUUUUAAUUUUUUUUUAUUUUUCAAACGUAGGUACAUUAAAAUAAUAUUGCACUGUAUUGGUUAUAUUAAUUUUGAUAACAAUUUUAAUUUUAAUAUAUUUUAAAGUCUGUUAAAUUAGCUAAAAUAUUGGUUUAACAAUGUUGAUAAAAAUAAAUAAUAUUAAUAAACAAUAAUUUAAUUUUUUUAAUAUAAAUAAUAAGGUUAAUAAUUAGUAAUGGUUUUUUUUUUAUAAUGUGGGAAUCAUAUUUGUGAAUAUUUUUUUUUAAUAUAAAUCAUUGAUACACAAUUGAUCGUAAUAUAAUUUAUAAAAUACAAACUAAACAUUUUAGUUAAAACUAAGUUGAAUAAAAAAAUAAAUGUUCAGUAUGCAAGUAAAUAAAAAGUAUUUGUGUUUUAUGAACUAGAAAAAUAUUGUUAAAACAUAGGUUGGAAAGGUAGAAUACAUAAAACAAUUUAAUUUUUAUCUUGAUGCAAUGUUAAAGCAUUGCUAAGAAAAAUGAUUCUGCUCACAGAACUUCUAUAAGUUCAGUCAAAAAUGUUAAGAUAAAAUUAAAUUGAAAAUUUAUUAAUUUGAAAUUACAAAAUCAAAAAUAAAUUUCAGAAAAUAAUCCUGAUUUUUACUAUUUUCUUUAAAAUUAAAAAUAACUAUCACCUCUUUUCCAUGAGGUGCAUUGCGCAAUGUAUAUAAUGACUCAUUGGCUCGUUUUUAAGUUGUUCUGAGGUCCACCAGGACCUCAAUUUGACCUUGGCUAAUUCUGUCUGUUGUACUUUAUUGUAUUUCUUACAUCAGGUUUGUACUAACUGUUCUCAUGGGUCGGUUACAAUAACUAUUUCAACAACUGUUUGUAUAAAAACGGUUUCCUGUUCUGCUUAAAUUCUGUUUACACUUUAGUUAAUAAUUAUUGUAGAGCAAGCAUAUUUAAAUUGGAGAAAUAUUAAUAUAUUUUCAGUGUUAAAAGGUUUAAAAAACUUGCCUAAAAUAAAUAUGUUUAAUACUAAACAAAAUACGACUACCUACCAUUGUAUUUGUCUAUUUCAUUGGUAAAGACAGCAUAUGUAAUACAAAUUAAAAGUCGGAUAUACUCUAUAGUUAUUGUUGUCAUGAUAAGUUAGGAGAAUUUAAAGAACAACUUUGUGUUGAUAAAUCAUUGCUUUAAACAAAAAAUUAUUCUAACUGAAGUUAUGAUGACUAACAUGUUUUGAUUGAAUAUGUACAAUUUUUAAUUUAUUUUUUUUUUGUUGAUUGUCUUAACUUUUAAUUAUAAAAUAAAUUACAGUGUUCUUGCAUUUAACACGUAUAAGGUGAUCAAUCCUCAAUAAUACACUCCAUUAUCCAAAAAAGUAUUACAUUUUUAAGAAUUUUUUUUUUUAAAUUUAAGAAACAAGUACUUUUAGGCCCAGGUAAUGUUACAUUACUGUGAUAUUUUUUAACCUAGUUUUUGGUUGUGGAUGGAACCACUUUUUAUUUCCAAAUAAGCUAUAUUUAUUAAAAAUUAUGUAAAUUGAUGAGAUAUAAAUAGUUUUAACUUAAAUACAGAAUGGAGUUAAAAUUUGUAAUUUCUGUCAAAUAUGUUAACUAGAUAUUCCAUUUUUUUUAAGUUGUGGGGAAAAUAAUGAAGCUAAUGCAUUUGAAUAAUUUUUAAUGCUUAGUUAUUUAGGUUUUUAAAUUGAUAAUAUUCAGAAAAUUAACCCAUUAACACUUGAUUUUUUUUAAUGAAACAAUAGUAUAAUCACUAGAUCCCGGAAUUAUAUGCAUUUAAAAAUUGUCGAAUAUGAUAAACUUGGUGUGAUAUAAAUCCUAGACAUUUAAAAUCACCAUUGAUAUGCAAACAUGUAAAUACAUAUAAUUCCGGGCUCUAAUAAUCACAAUAUAGUAAAUUCUCACUUUAUAUAGAAUAAUAAUGGGUUGAUUGAAAAUCCAUUGAACCAAUCUCCAAGUUUUUUACUAAAUUUUAUUAUGAAUUCAGCAUAUUAUUUUUUAUGUUGAAUCGUUUUAAAUUUCAUUAUUUUAAUAUUUUAGAUGCUCCAUGGUGUGGUCAUUGCAAACAAUUGGCACCAGAAUACGCAAACGCAGCUCAACAUUUGAGUGGAAAUGAAUUAUCUAUAAAGUUAGGCAAAGUAGAUGCUACUAUUGAAAGUGAUUUAGCUGAAAAGUUUGGUAUCCGUGGAUACCCAACUUUGAAGUUUUUCAAAAAUGGAAAACCAGUUGACUACACAGGUAUAAAUAAUAAUUAUUAUUAAUGCCACUCUCAUUAUUAAUAUUAUUUACAAAAGAUUUUUGUUGAUUUGUGUUUUCUAUAUUAUUAUUCUUUUUUUUUUCAACAGGUGGUCGUACUAAGGAUGAAAUUAUUCAGUGGGUAUUAAAAAAAUCUGGUCCUGCAGCAAAAGUUUUACAAUCAGCCGAAGAACUCAAAUCAUUCAUUGAAGGAAAACCUGUUUCUAUUGUUGGCUAUUUUAAAGAUUUAGAAUCAAAAGCUGCAAAAUUGUUUUCAGAAUUAGCUGACUCUGUUGAUGAUCAUCCAUUUGGUCUUGUUUCAGAUUAUUCUAAAUUUACUGAUUUAGAACACAAGGAUACAUUUGUUUUAUAUAAAGAUGUAUGUUUUAAAUUUGAUUUGAUUUUUUUUUUUUUACAGUUUUAUUCAAGUAUAUAUUUUGAUUUUAGUUUGAUGAAAAGAAAGUUCCAUUUGAUAAAGAAAUCUCAUCAAUUGAAGAUAUCAAGAAAUUUAUUUUUGUUCAUUCAUUACCUCCUGUAAUAGAAUUCAAUCAAGAAACCGCACAGAAAAUAUUCGGAGGUCAGAUCAAAAGUCAUUUAUUAUUGUUCUUAUCUAAAAAGGAAGGCCAUUUUGAGAAAUUCAUUGAUGAUAUCAAACCUGUAGCCAUUGACUUUAGAGGACAAGUAAAAUAUAUUUUUAAUUAAAAUCUGAUUACCCUAAAAAUUAACCUGGUUAAAUUUUUUUUUUUUAGAUUGUGUUUGUUACUAUCAAUGCAGAUGAAGAAGAACACCAAAGAAUUUUGGAAUUCUUUGGAAUGAAGAAAAAUGAAGUACCUAGCAUGAGGGCAAUUAAACUUGAAGAUGAUAUGACAAAGUUCAAACCAGAAUCUUCAGAGUUAACUGGUGAGAAUGUGAGACAAUUCGUAUCAGACUUUGUUGAAGGAAAAGUUAAGGUAUGAUAGUUACAAUUUAUUAUUUAGGAGUAUGGCUUAUAUAAUAAUAUUAUUAAAAUAUUAAAUUUUCUUCUAGCAACAUUUACUUUCUGAAGAAUUACCUGAAGAUUGGAACAAAACUCCAGUUUGGACUUUGACUGCCACAAACUUUGAUAGUGUAGCUUUAGAUACAACUAAAAAUGUACUUGUAGAAUUUUAUGCCCCGUGGUGUGGUCAUUGUAAACAGCUUGCACCGAUUUUUGAUAAGGUAUUUAAAUAUUAUAUUGUACACUGAUAAUAUAUUAAAUUAAUAUACAUAUAUAUUAAUCAGGUUGGAGAAUAUUUUGCCGAUAAAGAUGAUAUUGUAAUUGCAAAAAUGGAUGCUACAGUUAAUGAACUGGAACAUACCAAAAUUACCAGUUUCCCAACUCUGACAUACUAUCCAAAGGGAGAUGCAAAAGUAAGUUAAUUAUUUUAAUUAAAUAUUACUUAUAAGAUAUUACUAAUUAUAAAUAUUAUUUUUAAUUUUUAAAGUGUUUGUAUAAUUACGUAUUACAUUUAUGGUAUUAUUUUUUAUUUAUAUAGGCUAUUGAGUAUAACGGAGACAGAUCAUUUGAUGCAAUUGUUAAGUUUAUUGAAUCCGAUGGUCAAGUAGAAGCUGCUCCUGCCACAUCGGUAAAUCCAAUUCCUUUAAACUCAUAAUCAUUUAUAUCCUUAGAUAUAUUAUAUGUUAGAACUAGUCAUAUUAUACUUUUCAAUUGAAAUAGUUUUAAAUUUGUUAGAGGGUGGAAACGGGUAAUAUAAUACUAUACAGUGUGUACUUUUGUUGAAUUAAUAGUUCUAUAAUAUUAAUUUUCAAGAAAACAUUUUUUAAAAUAUUUUGAGAUAAUAAAUGUUAAUAUAUUUUUUUGUUCAUGUAUAGAAGGGAAAUAUUAAUGUGUGUAUAAAUAUUUUUUGCAGAGCGAAGAAGAGGAAGAAGACGAAGUAGAUCAGGAGGCUCAGAAGCCUAAGGACGAAUUGUAAAUAUUAACUGUAAAAAGAAUAUUUAUAUAUAUAUUUUUUCAUCUUGUGAAACUCAAAUUACACACAAAUUAAAAUAAUUGGUAAUUAAAUUAAUUACCAAACCUUAUACCCAAGUUGUUAUAUUAACAGAAUUUAAAUUCCUCAAAGUUCAUAUUAUUUUUGUUUCCAAAAAAAAAAAAUAUUUUGAUUUCAUUUUCAUAUUAUUUUAAACUUUCUUAAGACUGUCAUAGAUACUAAUUCCACUCCUUAAGAAAUGUAUGUCUAUGGUAUAAACAUAAAAAGUAUAUUGAUUAUAAUUAGUGUGAAUCAUUAUUUUAAGUUUAGUUAAAUAAUAUUAUUUAUUAAAUCACAAGUGAUGGAUUUUUCAACUCAUGUGUACUUUAAUUUAUAGAUCUUUUUAUUAAUUUUAUAUACUAAUAAUAACAUCGAUUUUCUGAAAUUAUUUUUAAUGGUUCAUUUUAGCCAUAGGUUGUACUUAUACUUUAUCACUAAUGAUCAUUUGUGUAUUUUUUUUUUUUACAUUUGUUUAUGUAUUGAAAUUUAAAACAUGGGUGUAUUUUAAUUUAUUAAUUAUAAUGUUUUAACAUCACAAAAAAUGCAUAUUUUUAUUUAAUUUGAUUUGUUAAAAUGUUAUCUUUUUGUAGUUAAUUUAAAAUAAAUGCUUUAUAAUUUGAUAUUACAUGUAUACACUAUUGGUUUUAUAAUAAUUUAGUUCUUAAAUAUUAUAUAUAUAAUCACGUUUUGGAAAAGCAUUACUGUGUACAUCAAAAGUAUCAAAUAGACUAGACACUAGACCUGCUAGGGUAUAAUUUUAAAAUGUUGAUAUUUGCUGUUUUUAACUUUUUGAGGUUGCUUCUUUAUAAGAUGUUUAAUGAACCUUUUGUUAUUGUAGUAUUCAAAGUUGUUACUAAUUAUUUUAAAAUAAUAAGUACUUGAUAAAUUUAUUAUAUUAAAAUUUCAAAUCAAAUUAAUAAGUUAAUAAUUAUAAUACAGUAACAUCAUAUAUGUAUGUUACGACACAAGAUGCAUACUGUAUAUUUUUACCUAUGAUGUACUUUGUUGCCUAGGCCUUUUUUUUAUAAGUGUCCUUUAUUUGAUGAAUUGGCACAAAACCUCCAUAAAGUAUUGUUAUGGUCUUUCCAUUUUAUAUAGAUCAUUUUUCAUUUGUUAAUUAAAUUGAGCUGAUGUCCAAACAAUGGCAUAAUUGAGGACCUAGAGAUCAGUAGUUUAAUUCACAAUAUUUUGUCUAGGAGUUUUAUUUUCAUAAAGGAUAUUGACCAAAGGCUCAAAAUUAAUGUAAUUGUCCAGUUAUAUUAUUGCUACGGAGAGUAUGAACCCCGCGUCAGGUGUAGGGGCACUAAAUUAGGACCUCAAUGUAGUGGAAGAUUCAGGGUCAAGUUUAUAAAGAUUUUUUUAAAAGAAAUGCUCUUCGAGAAAAACAAAAAAAUAACAUUUUUGGUGAGAAAAUUUACUUAUUUCCAAAAUGAAAUUUUCAUUGUUUAUGUUAAAUAGACAACAGUUGUUUAGCCCUGCUAAGUGCAAAAGAAGUCUAUUAUAAUUUAUAACCCUCCUAUGAUAGGUAAUAUGUAGACAAGUGUACUAUUAAAUGUUAUUAUGGUAUGUUAAUGAAUGCAUUCUGCACAUCUAUUAAUUGACAUUUGAGAAACAUGAAUCCCCCAGUACUUAUAAAAUAAAAUAUAAAAAUAAUUUUACCUCUAUAUAAAAUUACAAUAAUAAUUAUAUUACUCUAAUGGUUAGAUUGUAGGAAUAUUCUUAUUCCCAAUUUGUUUCUAGCUUAAAUAUUAUGUGCAUGUUAAUUGAUGUGAAUACAGAAAAUAUAUUAUAAGAAGUUGUGGUGGUUAUAGGAGGGAGGGGGCCCUCCACUGGUCCUGCCACUACCUCGAGGUUUUCGAUAAUUAAUGGAAAAAUAUAUAAUGAUAAUAAUUUUUCUGCGGACAUUCAAAAUGUCUGUUUUUACACCACUGGCCCAGAGGUGCAAUAAUUGUACUUUAGUACAUUAUACAAAGAUAAUACAAAUUAAAUUUGCAGUUCUUCCUCUCUUUCCUUGCUUCAACUUAAACUCAAAUUAAUUAAGACUGAAAUUGGAGGCCCUAGAAAAAAAAAAUCUUUGCAUAGGCCUUUUAUAUGCCAGGUCGACACUGCCUAUGUACCUAUACCUACCCCAAUAUGAAUAUUGAAAAUUGAUUGACCCAUGUGAUAAAUCUAAUUCUAGACAAAUCUGGUAAAUUAAAAAGUCUUUCAAUCACUAUGCUACAGAUAAACCAUAUAAAAGGGGGUCUGGAACUGGCAAUAAUUCUGGUAAAGGAAAUUAAAAUUUGACUCGAUGCGUUAAAUUAUUAUAAGCUAAACGAGGCAGUUAAAUUGAAUAAUAAUAAUGUCGAUGUUAACUAACUACGUUAAUCAACCGAAUAGUUUUAAUGGGUGUCAAUAGGUGAUUUCGUGCUUAGAUUAUUUUAAGUAGGUAGGUAUUAUUAUUUGGAAAAAAAAUGUAUGCAAAUUUGUUGGAUAACAAUUUAUACAUUAUAUAUCAUAUUAUUUUAUUUAUAUAUAUUUACCAUGAUAAAUUACUAACAUUAGAUUAAAAAUAUAUUUGAAAAAAAAAAAAAUGUUAAAUAAAGAGAUAAAUUAAUUAUUCACGUAAUACGACUAACUUACCUAUUGGCAUGUACCUAUAUUAUUACCUAUGAUAUACCUACACGUAUAAUUUACACACGUGUAGGUACCUACCUAGUGUACCAACUACCAAUACCCACCGAAAUGAAUAUUGUAAAUCAAUGCUAUAUUAUAAAUAUACAAUAUUACCUACGGAAUUAUAAUAGUGUCUAUAAUCGUGAGCAUUAUUAAAAUGGUGCACGCGCAUAUUAACCUGGAUGAUUGAUCCGGGUGAUAAACCUAAUUCUAGACUAAUUCGGUAAAUUACAAAGUCACUCAAAGUCAGUCGAUCACGUGCGCCACGGAUAAGCCACAAUAUAAAAGGGGGCCUGGAACGGGCCAUCAGUAGACGUAUCUCACCUAGAUUUAAACAAGUACCUACAUGCCGGACGUGACACCACUCGUUUUAUUAUAGAAUUCUAACAUAAUUUCCAGUUGCCUUAAAUUUGUCACGAAUAAACUAUAGUAAAAUCAUCUAUUCUUAAACUACUUACAAAACAAGUUUAUACUUAUUCAAUUGUCUCGUGCUAGUGAAAUCGACACGCGUGGAUAUUAUUUUGAAUUUAAUGACUUCUCUGCUAUUAUUGGUUAGCAAUUAUUUUUUUAAAUCAUUGACUGUGCAAAUUUGGUUUAACUCAUUCUCAUAGUUAAUGAGAUAGGAUUUAAUAAAUCACUCAAUUCAUUUUUAAUUGUCAUUUAUAAAAAAUAAAUCCAGUUUUGCAUAAGGUGGUAGUUGAAAAAGGAAUAAACUUUUUUGUAGAACCUAUCAAAGCUAGGUAUAUCACCUGUAUGCACCACGGUAGGUACCUCUUCUCAGCUAUUGCCUCCACAAACAUCCGAGAUGGAACAAUCCACCAAAGUCUUAUUUAGAUCUCUUUAUAAUUUUUGACAGAAUUGUCGACCUGACGCAAACUCAUUUGUCACCUAUUACGACAGGUGCCGUGGAAGCAGUGGCGAGCUGUGAUAUUGUAUAUUGGAUAAGCGCUAAAAUAUAAAACUUCAAACUAAAUCUUUUAAAAAAAAAAGGUAUUUUAUUGUUGAAAAUUACAAUUUAAAAUUGAUUAAUAGAUAAAAUCUGUUCGUCUUUUUUGUUUCGUAAAUAUAAUAUUAAUAUUAAAAAAAUAUUACAUAAUGAUAUUAAUACUUUAAUAUUUAAUGCACCCGUGUAAUAUAAUAAAAUAGUAGGUAUUUAUAAUCACAAUAUUCCGAUAUGCAACGGUAAAAUAUUGGAAAUACGUUUUUUUAAACUAUCGAUAAGCGCUCGACCCGGCGUUUCCAACCGACAUGUAAAAACAUGGAUAUAUCUUUUUACCGCAACCGGUCGUUCCCAUAAUAAUCAUAUCGGUACGAUCCGGACAACCUAAAAUACGAGCGCUUCUGUAAAAAAAAUUGCCUAUAUGAAAAAAAAAUUAAUCUAAUUUCUAUCGAAAAACUUGAUAAAUUAUUUUGAAUAGAAUUAAUUAAUUAUUUAUUUUAUAUAUUUGAUAAAGAAUUAAUGAAUAGUUAGUAAUUUUAAUAUAUAAACCGUAUUGCCAUUUAACAUAAUACAUGUUUAACUUUUUCUUCUUUUUUGGCCGGGCAUGCGCCGCUUACCACCUAUAGCUUGCCCUGACGGCACGCCAUUUCGUGGGGGCUUUCUGAUCCUAUUCCUCAAGGAAAAUGGUAUUGCCAACUAUAAAGUGAAUUUUUCCACCCUACAGAAACAAUACAAAUUAUAGGCUACUAAAUAAUGCUAUAUUAUAAAAUACGUAUGUAUAAACAAAUAUAAUGUAUCGGCAGUGGCGCAACCAGGAUUUUUUGAAGGGGGAUGUUACGUGUCUACAUUUUAAAAAAAAAAAAAACACGUCUUUUAAUACAUUUUGUAUUACUUAAACAUAGAUGUAGAGGGGGUGUCUAGACGCCAAAAACACCCUCCUGGUUGCGCUCCUGUGUACUAAUGUAAUAGUUUUCGAGCGAAGGGUUUUGUUGUUGAGUCGGCAAACCGAUAGGUCUUAAAUCCCCUCCCCCUCUCCUACGAAUUGUUGUUCGGGGCGACCCUGCGCCACACACUGUACGCACACUGGGUGUGCGUGUCGCGCGUGUAAUAAGCUAAGGCGCGGCGGCGGCGGACGUGGGUAAUUAUUAUUACCGGGCGGAUAUAGUUUUCGAGCGUGGAGGAAGGAGAAAAAAAACCUUGGACCUCGGGCGUGUGACGAGAGGAGGUUGAUGGCACCGCGACACGUCCGCCGUCGACCCGUUCCCGAACAGGCCGCAGCGGCAACCGCCCGGCAGUUGACUAGCCGCUAGCCAAUGUUCACGUCACCGCAACCGACGUCGAGACGUUCGGUGUUCACAUUAGCGUCCUGUCCGCCGGCCGGAGACAACGCGUAUCUCCCCGCGCCCGCGUAUACCGACAUUGAUUGUUUGUUAUAGUCCGCCGUGACCGUGUGCGGCGCGCGCGUGUUUGCCAUUUUGAUAACGCCGAAUAAACUGAUAAAGUGAUAACGAGUAACGACUACUCGCAUUGUAAACAAAAUAAUAAACAAAUAAGUAAUAUUAUUAUCGGUACUACGCUCGGUGAUUUUUUUUUUUUUUGUCCGCACAUCUACGUGACAAAAUUAAGAUAUUUUGUCAUGUAUCAUUAUUAUUAGACCGUUGGCCGGCCGGCUGUCUGUGGCCCCACGAAAAUGUGACCGGGCAACCGUCGUGGAAUUAUGUCCAGGAAUACCAAACGAUGGCUGUUACAGUUGCAGAUACUCCUCGCCUUGUUUGCGCUCGCUUCGUUUGUGUUCUACCAACAGGUCGGACUCACCAGCACCAACGUACUGGUUCCUGGCCAGCAACAGGUCAGUUUUACUUGUUCUAUGGCUGUCCAGAAGUACUCAACAAUUGCAAUUUUGAUUGUUUUUUUAAAAAAAAAAUGUUUUUUCUUUUUUGGUAGUUGCCAAAAGGAGUAACAAACUCAACAGAUUAUUUGUUGUCUAAUGAAAAAGUAUUACAAAACAUCUUGCCUGUUGACAACGAUCUAUUAGCCAAUGUAUUUAUCACUGUAAAAACUACCGGCAGAAAUCACCUCAUCAGAUUGCCAGUCAUUAUAAAAACUUGGUUUCAGUUAGCUAAAAAACAGGUAUUAUUUGAAUAUAUUUAUAUUGUAUUUGAUGAUUUUUUUUUUAAGAGUAAUUUACCCAAAUCAAUAUUAAAUGAGCGCUUAUUGUCUUCUUUUUUUUUUAGUUUUAUUGAAUAAUCUAACCUAGUGAGAAUAGUUGAACAAUUUUCUUUAAAAUAAAAUUACUAAAACGGAAAAAUAAACUAAGUAAUUUUAUAUUUUUAGUAUGUACUACUCGGAUUCCAUUUAGGAAGUUGCUAGAUAUGUUAAAUAUAAAAUACAAUUUCUUUAAUUGAGAUAGAAAUAUUAUUUAUAAGUGAAUAAUAAUAAUAACGAAAACCAGAGUCAAUAAGAUAUUUAAUUAUACCUAAACCAUUAAAUACUUAUUUUUAGUUACUCAUAUUAUGACAUUUUAUACUAUGUAAAACAAUUUUAAUACCAGCUUACAAUUUUACACUAUUGUAUAUGUAUGCACGCAUGCAGUGACGACGCUAGGGCUGUUUGAAUCAUGUAUGUGUGUGUGUAUAUAUGUAGGUAGGUAUACAUGUAUGUUAUGAUUUAUUAGUUUUUAGUAUUAUAUUGUGUUUUUUAUUCAUAUAUUUAUUUAUUUAUAUUGUGUAGUAUUUCACAAUACUUAAAUAAUAUUAGAUUUACAUACACAAACAAUUUGAACACAUAUCUGACUAUAUUAAAUAACUGAAAAUUGUGUAAGGUUUUACUUCUAAGAUAGUAAUUAUUUAUAAUAAUUAAUUAAUUUUUAAUACUUUACUAAUAUCCUGCUUUUAUUGUUUUAAAAAAAAUAUAAACUCCAGUAAAUUUAGUUUUGCCACAAAUCAUAAGUGGAGGUUAAGAUCUUAGGGUGACCAUUCACACAGUUGUCCUCGACUUUUCUAGGGAAGUGAAGAAAAAUUAAUUUAAAAAAAAAAAAAAAAAAAGAGCUGAUACUGGGGACAGAUGCGGCCACUGUUGUAGGUGGAUAAUAGGGAAAUUAGAAUACAUAAAGUUAUUUAAUUUAUACUAGUAACCAACGAUAAACCAUUGAUAAUGAAAAACGAUUUGGAGCAGUUAUAUAUUACAUAUUUUUAGAAGCCAUAAUAUUUAUGACUGUCUCAUCAAAAUUUGAUUUUAAAUAGCGUAUAAAAAAAAAAACUACAUUUAACUACAUUUUUUUUAACCACAAAUUAUGACAUAAUGAACUUCCAAUUAAGUUUUUAAUUAUUUUCGUUAAGUCCAAUAAUUUAUCUUCAGAGUAAUUAUAUUAAAUACAAAUUAUGUAAAAACUCACAAAAUUAAAAUGUAUAAAUAGUUCAACAGUUUCUUAAAUAUUCCUUCUGAAAAUUUUACCACGUCUAGAAAAAGUAAAUAUAAGUUUAACAUUUUAAGUCUCUACAAAUAUUUUAAACUGAAUUACAUUAAAAAAAUACAAUUUGAAAACUUUUAGAAUUAUUUUUUCAAAUUUUCCAGCAAUUUGUAUGUAUUUUUCGGUUUUGCUCAAUUAUUUAAAAAAACUACAAAGAAAAUCAAAAAACAACUUUCUUUGCCACAAUUAGAUUAAAAAUUCAACAAAAAUGGGCUCUUGUCAUUUUUCUAUUGGAACAUAUUUCUGGUAGACAAAAUUGUAAACAAAAAUUAAAAACAAUGAAAACGACAUCGCCUCAGCUCACUGUAAUUAUGACCUAUAUUUUUUAUUAGGGCUUUUCUCGAUUAUUUCGAAAACUACUUUUAAAAUCGAAAAAUGACCUUCGUAAUGCAUAAACGAGAGAAAAUUACAUUUCAGAAAAGGUGCUACAGUUCAUACUUCGGAGCAAGUUUUCUGGAAGAAAAGUUGUUCAUAGACAGAAAAAUAAAUACACACAUCUUAGUAAAACCAAUAGAUCCUUCCCUACGCUCCGAAUAAAUUGCGAAUUUUAGUCAUCCACUCAUUUUCAUACGUUUCGCACGAAAUUAUAAAUCUAUGGAUUGCAAUUGCCCCGAAUUGUUCUCUGAGACGUUCUUGGCUAGCCUUUAAUAAUUUGAAAGAAAAGUAAGAGGAAAGAAGCAGAUUUAUAUAAAUAAUUAAAUAAUCGUUAAUGCACGAGUAUAUUUACCGUACCAACUACCGGCUGUUGUAUAUCUUUUUAUUUACUUUUACGUAAAAAACGUUAUAGUCCUAUUAUUUAAAGGGUUGUGUAUAGACAAUUAAAAUAUUCAGAUUAAAAAGUGUUUUUUUGUCAUUAUUACUAAAAUUAUUAGAAUUUUAACUGAAAAAUUGUUGGCUUUUAUAUAUUGUAUCAAAUCGAAAACGUAUCUCAGAGGGCUGAAACAAAAAACAAAUUCUAAAGAACGAAAUUCCUACGAAUUUAAAUAAGUUGUAUAGAAAAAAUUUCCAAUAUAAUUAUUUAUAUCACAAAUAACUGUUUGGCCUUAUUUUGUUUACUACUAUUACAGACAUGUAGAUUAUAUAGGUACAUAUUAUUAUGUAAUCAAUUAAAUUUAAGGACCAGUUUUUGACUGAACGUUUUUAAUGUAUAACGAAAUUUUUCUCCAAACACAACGUUAAACAAAAUACGAUUUGUAAAUUAAAUAAAAAAUGAAAUGAAGAAAAUUAAAUUAAAUCUGUUAAAAGACGUUCUCUAAACUACGAAUAGGUAGAUAUUAUAUUAACAAUAAACACUUACGGACCUGUCAUAAAACUUGUGUAGUUGUGUUUUAUCAGGUGUACCACCUACGUUAUAUUGUUUCAGUUAAUAUAGACAGUAAACUAAGUUAAAGAAGUUUCAUGAUUGAACUUUCAAGAUUCGUUAGGAAUGCCAGGUUAGACAAUGCCAGAAUAGUCAACGACAGAUUGAAAUCAACAAUUCAAUAACACGAAAAUGUCAAAAAUAAUUAUUAGUUGGUAUUUAAAAUGAUAUUAUCUGAUAUUUUAAAAUUUAUGUUUAAAGUUCAAAUUAUAAGUCAGCUUACAUAUUGUUUUCGUCGUUUUAUAGAGCAUACAAUUUUCAGGGAAUCAAAUUAGUGAAUUUCCAACCUCCCGCCUCCCCCCCCCAACCACAUAAUCCAUUUGUAUUCAAAUAUUUAUAAAACUGCUAUGUAAAACUAAAUAAUUGUAAAACUUGUUUCACUCAAAAAAACAUUUUCAGAUUUUUUUUAUUAUUUUCUAAUGUUUAAAAAAAGUUUAUAUUGUAUCGAUAUCAUUUUUCGUAAUCUACAUUGGCGCCUCGAUGUAAUUAUCAUUAAUGUUUGCUAAGUAUUGAGUAUACGACGGUAGUCCGAUAUUAUGAAUGCGAUAUUUUUUUGUAGGACUAUUGAGUUAAACGAUAAACUAUAAUAUUGCAUUUUACUGCGUUUUUCAAAAUGUAUAAAAUAUUUUUUUCUUUGCGAAUUAUUUUCAUUAGAGAUCUAUGAAUUGAAACAUGAGCCGAAUGAGAAAUCAUGCGCCUAACAGUGUAUUCGAUAUUUCGAUAACUGGCAGAUGCAGAUCCCUAAUAAUAAACAACAGUAAUAAAUUAAAUAUAUAUAUAUAUAUAUAUAUAUGUAUUUUAGUUUUGAAUUGUGCAUGUAUCUACUCUAAUAAAUUAUUACUAUGGUAAUGGUUAUGGUCAAAAUUUUUCACCGCACCUAUUACAACCGUUGAGCGUUAUUCAUAUAUUAUUGUUACAGACCGGUAAUAUAUGUUAUAAUCAUUUUUCGUUCACCUUAUAAAUUUCAAAAACUAAAUCUUAAUGUUCAAUUAAUCAACAUAAUAUUAUAAAUGUAUAAGCGUAUUGUCAUAAUAAUUUAACCAUAUCUAUUAUGUUUAAUGAAAUCAUCUUUCACAACGAUAUUUGAAACAUUAAUUUUAGAAACCAACAAAAUGUUUCCUAGAAAAUAUAAAAAAAAAAAAACCCGUUGAGAAUUAAGAAAAAUUUUUAAUUUAAUGUACUGCUUCGCAUGACAGGAAAUUCGCAUUUUUUAAAGUACGGUAUGAAAGUUUCGGAGCAUUUUUACUAACCGAAGAACCUUUUUCCGAAAAAAAAAAACACAUCCCAGUUAUACUAAGUAAUAGUUUCUUCGCUCCACUCAGAAUCUAAAUUCUUCAAUGGUUAAAUCAAAUUUAAAGAUAAUUAAAUAAAGUACUUAAGUCAUAUACAAUUAUUUAUUUAUAUUAUUUCUUAGAUUCUGUGUGUUGAGAAGAUGGUAUUUGAUUUACACUUUUCGGUUAAUAAAAAAACACAAUAAAUUACGUUAUACUGGUUUUUUGUGGAUUUCUGGGUUACCUUAAUUACUAAGAAAAAGCACUUAUAAUCUUAUUAAUUUAUCGAGCUUAGUUCACAAUCGUGAAAGUUUACGGCAUGAACGGUUUCAUUAUUGUUGAUUGUUUCUUUGUUGUAAUUCGGAUAAAAUAAUUGUAGAGACCUGAUAUUUUCUCAAAAUACUAAUCCUACCUAUUUUCUCAACUUCUCACCUACAAUAAUGACACACCCAUCAGCAGUAUCUGCUCUUUUUUAAAAAUUUCAAUGAUUUAUAUCCUUGUUUUCAGUUUAUAAACUAAAUUAUAUACCCUCUAUUUUACACCUUAACAAAAUUUCACUUAUACCGCUGAGCAGUGGCUGUUCAGAUUUUGUUAUUACUAUUUGUUUUUGUUAUACAGUGUGUAGCGUGGACUCAAUGUAAAAUGUAUUACAAAUAUUAAUGUUUGAUUAAAAUAGGUUUUUAAAGUGGAACUAGUAACUUAUUAGUGAUUAUAAAAUCAAGGUUAACUGGAUCAACUGUAUAUUAUAAUACACAAUUCAGGUCGAUACGUGUAAAUAUUUUCUUGAUUCUAUAUACUCGUAAUUAUAGUCUUUGAUGUAAUAAUACGGGUACCUACUAUAAUAGUUGUUUUUAACUUAUAAUAAGUUAUCGAUAUUUAUAUAUGUAUAUAUUUUUUUUUUUAUUUUGCAGACUUGGUUUUUUACAGACACUGAUGAUCAACAUUUAAGUCAAAUUACGGGUAAGUCACUAUUUACUAAUUUUAAAUUACGGUUAAAAUUUAUACAUGGUUGAAUAUAUUUUUUAUACAGAGUAAUGUAUCUAUAUUAUUUUUAUAUUAUUUUUUCAAACUAAAAGUAUUCUAAUGUUAAUAUCACGAAUAAACCUAAUAAAUAUGACUAAUGGUUUAUAAUAUUGAAUAAUGUUCCUAAAAUAGUCUUGAUUUGUUGAGUAGAAAAUGGUUUUAUAUAAAUAAAUUUACUGUUUUUUCUAUUCCUUUAUUUUAAAUUUUUACAAUUCAUGAAUAAACUAUGACCACGAAAUUCCGGAAUUAGAUACCUAAAGUUUAAUAUGACAUAUGUUAGGAUAUACAAUUUAGAUACAUGGUUAAAUAUAUAUUUUUUUUUAAACGUAUUUUCUAUUCAAAUAGACGAGGUACAUAAAGUAUAAAUAUUGGAUAUUAUAUUAUAAUUAGUUGUCCUAUGCUCGGCGUUACCCAUGCUAAUUUUUUGUUUUUUUUACCUUCAUUCACGUUUUGCUUUGCCCGUAUAAGAAAUAAGUAUAUUGAACGAAAAAAAAAUAGAUGAAAAGUGGGUCAAUGGCCCUCUUACUUUUCACUUACCCACCCAGUACAACUCAUAGUUUUUUGAUUUUUAUUUUCAUCUAUGUGAUCAAGUAUCCUAUUUUAAGUCAAUAAUAGACCGGCAGACAGUCAGAUAGACUCUUUAUUUUAAGUUGUUAUGACAUUUUUAUUUCUGUUUGUUAUUUAUUUUUUGUUUUAAAUUGUAUUUCAUUUCAUUCGUGUAACUAAAGUAACCCAUAAUUCAACAAAAAUAAUUUAAUUUUCAUAGCUAAGAUACCUAAGAACCUUUCAUCCCUCAUUUCAGAAUUUCUUAGUCCAUUCAUUGAAGACUAUUCUAUCAUUUAAGUUAAAUUAAAUCACACACAUUAUCAAAAUCGAUUAAACAGUUUCAAAGUGCAUCGUACGUAAACUCGUACGCGUAAUUUUUAUAUAUAAAGAUAUUCUGUUAAUAUUUUAAAAACCGAAAUUAAGUUUAAACAUUGUGUAGAAUUACGUAUUAUGUGAAGAAUUUGAACUUUAUAAUUUAUUUUAUAUACAUAAAUAUGAUUUGAGAGUCACUUGCUCCUUUUUACCUAGAUCUUUAAAAAAUUACUAGAGAUAGCAUUUUAUUACUUGGAGAUUCUAAGAUAUCUAUUUCUAUUUUAGAAGUAGAAAAAUUACAAGAAAACUUAUCGAAUCAAACCUAAUAAUAAACCUUAAAAUUAAUAAAAAUUAAUCUAUUCCAGUGUUAUCAAGUGAAUCUUUAGUAUUCGUUGUUUCUCUCUCUAACAAAUUGAGAAUUUAAAAUAUUUAUGAAUUUAAAUUAUAAAAAUAUUAUGUAUAACAAUAAGUGUGACAAGCGAUUUAAAAGGCUUAAAAAAAACCGCAAGAAUCGUAAAUAUUGGAGUUUUUUGAUAGAAGCUGCUAAAGGCCUGAAUGGCCUAAAAUAAAAAAUAAAAUUGUAAAUUAAAUACUUUCUAAAUUGUUGAUCGUUGUAAAAACAUAAAACAAAAAAAGGUUUUGCCAUGCAAAUCUUACAUUAGUAGAUUUAGGUAUGGAAACCAAAUUAAGUGUAAAUUAAUUUUUAUAUUGAUGAUUAGACAUCGGUGAUAGAUUGUUUCAAUAUGCGGUUCUACCAGUAACAAUUCUACCGAAAUUACACGUAUACGAGUAAAACUCAAUUAUUUAAUGUCUAGAAACCUCCAAACGACCUUUUUUUUUUUUAUUGGUAAUUUGGUCAUAAUCUGAUAAAUUACUCGUAUUAUUAACAGUAAUUGCACACGUAUUUUUAUUUUUAUUAGUUCCAUGUAAUGUAACCUCAAUUUUUCUGUACAAGUUAGGUUGGUUGGGUUAAAACAUUGGUACUAAAAUAUAUUUUAUACUCUUAUUAGAACCGCAGAUUUUAUUAUACCACUAAUUAUAUUCAGAUUAUAUGGCUUGAAUUAAUCACGGUAAUCGUGCAUAAGUAUUACUUUUUUUAUAUAAUUUAGAAACAUAUAAUUUAUUAAGUAUAUCAUUGAUUACGAUAAUACUAUACAUAGUUAUAUCGAAAUAGAAUUUUUAAGGUUUACACUUUUUAUUCGUAGGUUGUUUUAAAUAGUAGAUAUUACCAUAUAUCGAUUUCUUAAAGAUUAAUAUGUACGAUAAAAAAAUGUUAUUUUUUAUCUACAAGUAUUUAAAUAUCUUUUUUUCUUUUGGAAUAAUAGUAAAAUAUUGUUCAUAUUGCCGUCAUUGCGGAUUUGUAUUAAUGACUAUUAUAUACAAUAUAUUAUACAUAUUGUAUUUGUAUGCAUAACUUUUUUUUUAUUUUAAUCAAAAUCUCGAUUUCUAGAAAUUCUCUGUAAAAAUAAGAUAGGUCAUAAUAAAUAAUAAAAACUUUUUUGGUGUGAUAUUAUUGAGAAUUUCAAUUUCACCGUAAUAAGAUUUACCGAAAUUUUAUGUUUUUUAAACAUUUAACGUUUAAAUUAUUAUCCACAAACAAGAAGCAUAAAUGAAAUAUUUUUGCGUUUGUAUUCUUAUAUAGUUGAUUGUCACAUAUACCUAGUUAUAAAGUAAAAACAGAUCGGAUCAAUAAGCCCAAGUACAGUGUUUAUAAUGUGUACCUACAAUAUAGAUUAUUGUAUGCAAAAUAUACAAGUUUUCAAAAUUAAUUAAAUGUCCAAAAAUAUGAUAAGAUUUUUAUAUUUGUUUGUUUUUAAUCUCUAGUCAUUAAUUUAAAAAUUAUGAGGAUUUUUUUUAGCUCGAACAAUGCUUUUUGUCUUUAAACAAUAUGAAUUCAACAAUGACGUUUUUUUGUUUGAGUAGGCUAAUGUACACAUGGAAAAUAAUUAUGCGCAGAGGAUCAUUGUUCGGGAAAAUUAUUUGCUUAAUAUUCUAUUCAAUCUUCAAACUAUUAAACAUUUCAUAAAAUAAAAACAGGUAAAAAUAAGACACUCGAUUUUCUUCGGACAUUUUUUUUUAACGUUUGUAAAAUAAUAUAAUAUAAUAUAUAUUAUCUAUUCGCUGAAAAACGUAUACAAUUAUAUUAUAUGCGGCGAUUCUUAGUAGAGCUCGGGUAAAUAUGUUUAUGGUAAAUUUAAAUUCAAACAUUUUAUUAAUUUGCAACUACUACGGACACACUUAGCACAAUGGGCGGGACAUUGUUGUAGGUGAAAUAUUGGGAAGGUAGAGGGGAAAUUUAAUGUAUGUCUACACGCAACUAUUAAUCAUUGCUAACGAAAAACGUUUUUGAGCGGAGUUCGGUUCUACAUAUUUGAAAGGCCGUAAUAUAUUUACGAUUUAAAAAUAAUAUAAAUUUCGUAAUUUUUCCCGUUUUGUCUACGUUUUUUCCCAGUUUUUCUCAUUUAUUAUGAAAACCUCUGGGAAAAUAAAUAAAUUAUCAUCCCAGGAAAGAUGCUACACUUGAAAAUCAGAGUAAAAUUUCUGGUAAAAAGUUGUUUACUGAAAAAAAAUAAAUAGACUUCGUUGUAAAACUAAUACAUUCCUCACUCCGCUCAGAAUCUAAAAUUAUUUCAUAAUAUUACAGUUUUUCGUGGUCUAUUCAAGUUUUGUACGAAUUUGAAUUCUGAACUUAAAAGGCCUAUAUAGAAAAAAUAUAAAAUUAUUUUUGUCAAGUUUUAAUAAAAUCAUGGUGAAAAUUUACGAUUUGUAUUGAUGUCUAUAAAACUCGCUGUUAUAUAUUACAUUUUAUUAUGAAAUAUAAUUGGAAAUGUUUUAUUAUUUUGUAUUUCUAGGUGGCCACGUCGUAAACACUAACUGUUCAGCCACCCAUAGUAGGUAAGUAACACACGAACGCAAUAUUAUUAAUAAUAAAUCGCUGUGGGAUAUCAAUAAAUAAUUGUUUUUAAAUUACAAUUUUUAUCGUUAUAAUAAUAUUAUAUUUGACACUAGAUUUAAUUUGAUUUCCAGACGCGCGCUGUGCUGUAAGAUGUCUGUUGAAUUGGACGUGUUUCUCGAAUCGAAAAAGAAGUCAGUAUAUAAUACGAAUAUAUUAAUUAACAAUAUUAUUAUUUCAAUAUGUCUUGUCGUAUUUGUUGUGGUAUGCCGUGUAAAAUUUAUGAAGUUGUAAAUAUAACUUGCAGGCUAAUUUUUAAAUUCUCAGCGGGACGUAAAGCUAUUAGUUGUUUUUUUUUUAGUCUUGGAGCGCAGAGAGGGAUCUAUUGGUUUUACUAUGUAUUUUUUUUCGUGUGUCUGUGACCAAUUUUUCUACUAGAAAUCUUGCUCUGAAAUAGUAAUUUUUCUGAAAGAAAAAAGCCCUAACGAUAAAUAUUUACGGCGCAUUACAGAGUUACCGAUUUCAUUAUUUGAAAUUUGUAUACACGAUGUUUUCUAUCAGAAAUAUUGUUCCAAUCGAAAAAUGACAAUAUAUCGAUUUUUUUCCUUUUAACUUAUGGCCACUGUUAUAGAAAGUUGUUUUUUGAUUUAUAAAGUAUUUUUCAUGAUAAUUAGGAAAAACUAAACAAAAUACGAAAAAUUCGAUUCGUUUUUUUGAAUUACGGCACAAUACGGUUUCAUUAUUUAAAAUGUAUGCAGAAUAUGUUUCUACUAUAAAUAUUGCUAAUAGAAAAACGACAAGAGACGUUUUUUGUUGCAUUUUUAAUUUAGAUCGUAAUUCGUUUUUUGAUUUUCCUGGUAGUUUUUGUAAUAAUUGAAAAAAAAUGAUAAAUUUACAACGCCAGCAUUCCUUUAUUUUAAAUUUGUAUGGCGUAUGUUGUCAGCAAUAUUUUUCAUAUUGCUUCAAUAGAAAAACAACAAGGCAUCUUUUUAGUCAAAUUUAUAAUAUAGUUAGUGACCAGGAAAGUCUUGUUUUUUGGUUUUCUUUGUAAUAGUUUGUUAAAUAAUUAAGCAAAAUCGAAAAAUAUGUAGAAAGUUUGGGGAAAUUUACGAAAAUAAUUUUUUUAUUAUUUUAAAUUUGAUUUUUUUUAAUAUAAUUCAGUUUAAAAUAUUCGUAGAGACUUGAAAUUAUGAUAGAAAACUUAUAUUUGCUAUUUCUAGACAUGGUAAAAUAUUCAAAAUAUUUGAACCAUUUUUGAACUAUUUAUAGACAUUUUGAUUUUGCAAGUUUUUUAUGCAAUUUUUAUUUGGUAAGUACUCUGUGCAUAAAAUUAUUAAAUUAACAGAAAUGCUUGAAAAUUUGACAGAAGAUUGAUUAUAAGUUGUACUUAGUGACCAAAAAGAAUUGAGUGUACUGUAGUAUUUUUUUUGUUUUUUAUAAGAGUUUUAAAAUAAAAUUUUGAUGAAAAUUGUAAAUAGUACGGCUUUUUAAAACAUGUAUAAACGGAAUUCGUUCCGAAUCGUUUUUUGUUAGUAAUGGUUUAUUGUUGAUUACAGGUAUAAAAUAAAUAACUUUAUAUCUCCCAUCUUCCCUACUAUCCACCUACAACAGUGGCCGAUACGGGUGCCGUCCCCAGUAUCAGCUCUUUAUUGUCUUGUGUAUCUCUUUUUGUGUAGUGUGGUGUAACUCAAUUUAAUAAAUAUUGAAUAGGUUAUUGAAAACGAAUGGCGCCAGUUAAAGGAUAUAAUUUUUCGGUUUUGUAAAUUUAAUACGAGAAAAGAGUACGAGUAGCACGGAUGUUAGAAUACUAAAUUUGAAUUUAAAUUUUCGAUACAUUAAAAAACAUCAUUCUUCGAGUAUGUAAUUAUUUUGCUUUUAUUCUUCAAAUAAUAUUACAUUCCUUUAUGAAUCUCCAUAUUUGGAUAUACUAGUGCCGAACAUAAAAAAUCAUGAUUACCGAUCCGGAUUAAAUCAAACGUUACAAUCAGUUUAAUUUGAAUUAUGAUUAUCAAUCCGGUUUAUGGGUAUCAAUUCGGAUAGUGAUGGGUAUUAAUUAGGAUUUUAAUAUAAAUAAUUUAUUCAAAUCAAAUAUCUGUUUAACUGUCCCAUGAUGUCUCGUUUGAUGGUAUCUACUAUCUAUUUUCUAUUCCUAGUACCUAGUCCAUUUUAGACAAAUGAACGGAUUGGCUCUAUGAUUCGGAUUGAUAGAUUGGAUCCGAAAUCCAAAAUCCUGAUUAUGUGAAAUUGUAAUCCGGAUUCCGAAUUGGUCAAAAUAUUGCUCAGCACUAGUAUAAUAUAUCUAUUUGUAAUUAUAUUAUGUUUAUAGUAACGAAUUUUGAAUAUAGUUGGUACUAAAAUUCUUUUUUAACAUUAUUUUAUUUGAAAAUCGAGUGUAAGACUUACGCAGUAUGUGCAUUUAUUCACUUGUCUGUAAUUUUUAGACUCUAUAUUAUGGAAUACGAGCUUAUGGUAUUUAAAAUGAUAGGUACUUAAUAUUUCAGAUAUUUUAAGGUAAUACCGUUUUACUCGUUACAUUUAAUUAGGUUGGUUGAUAGACGAAAAUACAAUUUACGUUUGUUGCUGCAGAGGUUUUCAGCUGGUCCUCAAACUUUUUGAUUAAUAAUCACACUUCUAAAUAUUGACAUUACUUUUGUUAAACAUAUACAUAAACCUACUGUGCUUUGCUUCUAUUAAUUUUUUUCUCUCGUUGAUUUCAGGUGGUUUUGUCACGUGGAUGAUGACAACUAUGUUAAUGUUCCUGCUUUGGACGAGUUAUUAAAAUUGUACAAUCCAAUUGGAGAUUGGUAUUUGGGACGAACCAGCACUCCGAACCCAUUACAAAUCCACACCAAAUCUCAAGUAAGUUUAAAUACAUUUUUUCGUAUUAAAAUAACUAUUUUGUUAGGGUCUACGAAGUAUCACCUAAAGUUGAUAAAUGUUUGAUACGUUUGUCAAAACCAAUAUACAGCAAGUCCUACAUUGCUAUUUUUGCACAAAACCCUAUUGAAAAAAAAAUUAAUAUUAACAGAAUUAUUAGCGUAAGGAUAACACUGUAGGACACCUUAAUGGUACGUCCAUCUAAAAACCGUUUCGUAUGGUCAUGUGAAACCUUGUAUUUAUAGAGGUUUUUUUCAUACUUUUUCAUAGUUUUUUUUAUACUUGUAGCUUUUUUAGAUAUCAGAUUUUAGUUUCCAUAUGAUUGAAUACCUUAUGUUUUCACGAGUAGGUACUCCUCUGAAAGAUAUGCAUAACUUAUUUUAAUACGUAAUAGAUAUAAAAUAAUUUUAUGUAUAAAUCUAGUUUAGUUACGCUACGUCUUUCAAACUUUAAUAAAAAAACUUUUGUAUAUUUCGAUUCUUUGAGUGGAGGCGUAAUCGGAACUUUUCCGUUGAACUUAGUUUUGCAAAAGUUCACGGGGUUUCUUUUUAAUUUACUAGUAGAUCUACACAAAUCCGCUGCCACUGCUCGUUUACAUUGUAUUUUAUAUUUUACUACAAUUAAUUAAAUUGCGGUUGCAGUUCGAUUGAAUAUGUUUUAAUUGUUAUCAAAAUAUUGUCGGUAAAAUAUUACGUAGUAUAUAAGAGGACCUAUUCUGAAAUCAAUCAAAACGUGUAUCCGAUUAAACCUAUAAUAAAAAAACAAAAGUUCAAAGUUGAUAUAUUGCCAAUUGGUUUUGAUUGAGUUUUUAAUCGAAAACGCUUUUUGAUUAGUCUAAGAAGUUUUAUCCAUUUUUUUUUUUUAUUAUUGCACGAUAAUAUCUGUGGAUCUACGUUUACAAAUAGGAGUUUAAAUCAUAUUAUGCAAACAUUUACCAUAGAUAUUUUGUAUUGAAAUCUGAAUUAAUAUUUACGGGGUAAGCGAAAGUGAGGAGAUCAAAAGUCCGAUUCUAUCACGAGGAUUAUUUAUUUGAUUAAUCUAAAACGUUCUAAUUAUAUGGUAGAAUAAUUUCAAAUUUUAUGGCGUAAAAAAGGCGACUGAAACAAAACGUGUGCGAAAUAGUGGACUAUCAAAACUAAAUAAUUCGUUCCUCAAAAACGUUAUCGAAAUAAUAUUACUAUAAUAAUAAUUUAUUCACUGUUUUCCGAUGCUGUCGCCGCUGGUGAUUUACUUUCUUUGGUUUCAGUAAUUUGGAAACUUUAAUUAAGUACACGGUUUUUUUUUUUUUUUUAAACUUUGUAGCAUUAUAUACAGAAGUGUAAGUGACAUGUUUUUCAUUAAAGUUUUUAAUAUUUUUAAUUAUUAUAAAUAUAAUAUUUACAUAAACAAAUCGAAUUCGUAUAAUAAUUCGGGUUAUUAUCGUAAGUAAAUAAAUAAUAAUUAUUUUGUUACCUAUUAUUUUGUCAUAAUACCUAAAUUAUAUACGUGUGUUUUUUUCCUAUACACAACAUCUUUUAAUACUUUUUGAAGGAGUAAAAAUGCUUAAAACAUUUAGUUCAGCACCUUAUUUUUAUAAUUGAACACAGAAUAUACUUUAAAUAAGUCGUUUUUCGAAGUUUUUAUUUCAAUACUACUUAAAAUCGUGACCAACUGAUAAAAUAGUAAGACCAAAAAAAAAACUAUACGAACGUCAACAUUUCAAUUUUGAACUCUACUCCGAAUAAUUUUCCCAGAUGUAAUGGUUUAUCGUUAUUUUCAAAAUUUUAAAACAGCCUUAUUAAACUUUUUAUACAGAUAUAUUUUUUUUUUAAAUAUAAAAACAAUAAUAUUCGGAAAUGAUAUAAUUAACAAUAUCGUUGUUAUCUAUCAUACUUAUUAUAUGUAUUCAAUUUUGUUUUAGAAAACCACAUUUUGGUUUGCUACCGGAGGUGCUGGAUUUUGUUUGAGUCGUGCGUUGGUGCUUAAAAUGGCUCCUAUAUCCGGGUGAGUAAAUUUUAAAAUAAAUAUUUUUAUUCUCUUAAUUAUUUCCGAUCUUCGUCGCGCAUUCUAAAUUAGAAUAUGUAAUAUGAUACUCAAAAUACACAACUAUAAAUAUAGAAGAAAAACCAUUUUAGUACGUGUCAUGAAACUUGAAUUUUUAUGUGCGCAUUAAUUAACCGAAUUCAAAUGAAAUAAGAAAGAAAAUAAAUAAUUACGAUAGUGCUUAUUAGCCUGAUAGGUACAGGAUAGGCACAGCUAUAGUCCAUACGAUUAUCGUGAUGUCGAAGGAAUAUUUCAAUUUAUCACAUUUUAAAACAACUUAAAAGUAUAAAAUCGACGAUGUUAUUAUACUUACACAGUUAGGAAAUUAUAAUAUUAUAUAAGAUACAUUUAUAUUUUGUUUGGAUCUUCGAUUCCCGCAGGACGGGAAACCAAUAAACGAUUUUAUCUCGUAAAAACGCUUGUAUGCUGAGGAUUAUAUGUAUACAUAUUUGUAUAAAUAUACUCGCGUAUCAUUGAUAUUAUAUACACGUGUGAACUGGAGAUAUUUUUCUGUUUCGGCGGCUCAUCUUUAUGCAUAUUCAAUAUAUCAGGUUUUUAACAGGUUCUAUCCGGGGUGAAUAACAUAUUUAUACACGACUGUGACGAUUUUUCAAUAUUAUAUACCUAUAUUUGUUUUUAAUUUGUAGAUAAUGUCGCUUCUUAUAACAGUUGAUCGAUAAAAAAAAAAAAUAUAUAUAUAUAUAUUUAUUUAAUUGGUAGAAUAAAAUGAAUUCGAUUUUUUUUUUAGUUUAAUAAUAUGUGGUCUCUACCAGUCAAAAUUAUACUAUCAACCCGUUUUUUUCUAAUUUUAAUUGUAUAAUAAAUUGGGAGUUCCGAAGCAGCUGCUUGUUGACGCCCCUCGCCCCUUCUGCUGCAGGUUUUUUUUUUUAUUCGUUCGUUAAUGAAGUCGCUGAAUUGACGAGUUAACCGGUUUAUCAUUUCAAGGCUCUCCGAAAAGGAGUUGUCCUGCGAUGUGUUUUUCGCACUAAUAAGCUCAAAUUCCAAUAGUAACGGAGUAGGUAUAUUUUUUUUUUAAAUUAAAAAAAAAAUAAAAAUAAAGAAUGAAAAGAAUAUUUCCCGCCAUUGUUAAAAGAACCGAAAUGGUUUUCUAUUGGUGUUUGUCGGGGAAUGUAAGGCGAUUGUGUAAUUGGAAGAUUUUAAUUGGUUAAAAUUCUUUAUGGGGAAAAAAUUCUUAUUUGAACUUGAUCCAAAUACGAAGUUAAUAGGAUGAAAAAAUGUAGUUCUUAUAAAUUAUAUAUUGUCAAUAAAAGAUUCAUCUUAUGGAUUUGGUUUAAGUAGAAUGCUCUACCAGUACUAUAUCAAUACAUUUAAAAUAGACUCGUCGAAUUUCAAUAAGUCUAUUGCAAUGUAUAUUUUGUAGUUAUAUCAUAAAAUAAUUGUAAAAAUGUUUAAGUAUUUAAUCCUAUAUUUGUUUGUUUGUUUUUUUUUAAAUUUUCUUUUUUGACGGACUAUUUAAAUUUUGUUUUGGUAGGAUGUUAAAUCGAAAACUUAACAAAAUUGUGUAAACUUACACCUCCUUAAUUACGUCAGGUUUAUUGAAAGUUUGGUAUAUAAUUUACCACAGAUGUUUGUCAAAAGUUUUAAAACUUACAGGUUAGUCUUGGACUUGUGUAUGACGUUCGGGGCGUUACAGUCAAAAGAUAAAUUGAUGGGAUACAAAAACUUUAUAAUUAUGUCAGGUUUAAUAAUAGGUAUAUUUCUAGUUUCUAAUUUUUAUAAAGGUACCUAUAUAUAAAGGUAUAAAGGUUUCUUCUUUGCAUUCUUUUAUUUUUUUCGUUAUUGAUUUUCGUUAAUAAAUUAAUAUUCUUUCAAAUUUAUAUUGUAUAAAGAUAGUAUAAUUAUGAGCUUAAUGAAGUUUUUUUGUUUUUAAUUUAAAAGUUAAAUAAAAAAAAAAAAUGGUAGCUUCAAUAUUCAGUUUUUAAAAAUACAAAAUUGAGUAAUUAAUAAUUAUAUUUAUUAUUAAUGUAUAAGAUAAUAUCAUUCAUAUAGUAUACAGGGUACUCAUUUAAGUGGUCCAUUUAAGUGGGUUCACUCAUUAUUUCGGAAAGUAAUAACUUUUUUCGGAAUUUGUUUUAUAUAACAACUAAGAAAAAAACAGCUCUACAAUUCUACUUUUAUGUUAUUUAUUGUCACUCUUAUUUUUGGGAAUAAAACCACCACUUUUGAUUUUCAAAUAGCAACCUAUAUUCAAAAUUUCAUAAAUAGAUGGAGUAUUAGUUAAAAUAAAUUUUUCUGUUAACCUAUUGACGAGAUGUUCUACUUUGAAGUUCGGGUAGAGAGAGAGUAAUAUAGUGCAUUAUUAAGAGUACGUUAUGUACCAGUAUGUGUCUCAGUCCAACUAACGAGCGAUAUAACAAAAUCUACCUUACGCAGACUGCGUACAACUCGUUUAAUUUUGGUUUUAGAGUAAAAGCCUGAGGGUAAGUCGAUGUGUUUAAAUGGUGUUUUUUAAUUCAUAUUUUGAAAUGUAAUGUAAUUUAAAAUCGAUGAAUUAGACUUUAUUUCUAAACUAUGUAUAUUGAACACAAUAUUCGGAAUAGUAUAAUUAUAAUAAUAGGAAAGACGAAUCGUCUUGCUCUCUGGAAUAUUGUUCUCUUUUAAUUUUAUUAUAAGUUGAUUUUACUCUAAACUCUAAAUUAAGCGAGUUCUACGCAGUCUGCCUGAGGUAGAUUUUGCUAUAUUCCUCGUUAGGUUAGAUUGAGGUAGCACAUGCGGGUAUAGUGUCGUCUUAGUACACAGCAUGCUGUGCCGCCACACAAAUGAUGCUCCACUACUGCCCCCUGACCCAAGCUUAAAAUCCGAACAUUUUGUCAACGGGUUGAAGAAAAUCAAUAAUUUUAACACUACAAUUUAUUUUAACUAAUACUUCAUGGAAUUUUGAAUAUAGGUUACCAUUUGAAAAUCAAAAGUAAUGGUUUUAUUGUUAAAAAUAAGGGUGACAACAAUUUUUCUUAAAUGUUCUACUAUAAAACAAAUUCCGAAAAAAGUUAAUACUUUCCAAGAUAAUGGGUGUACCCACUUAAAUGGAACACUCUGCAAAUAUAUUUUUUUAAAUUAAUCAUUUAUCAUGUUAAAGUUAUCAUCAUGUGUUAAAGUUUCAAUGAUUGUUUAUUCGACGUUAAUCUUAACGUCGUUACACCGUAUAAUAAUUAUUCACCGGAAGACACCGAAGAAAUAAAUAUAAUUUCGAUCUAAAAUGGUCGAGUAUAAAAUCAAAUAUGUCUUGUUCAUUAUCCAUCAUCAUGUGAUUAUAGAUUAUAUCAUAAGGACCACCCAUCAAUUGUGAUUAUUAUUCAUUAUAAUUAAUAGGAUUAUUAAUACAUUCGGCCGUUUAGAUUGAAAGUGUGUAAUGUACGUAACGAGUUAUUAUAGUACUGGUCAUAAUAUAACAUAUUAUAUAAUAUCAUUUUCAGUGUUUUUGAUUAUUUUAAUAUUUUUGUAACUGUUGCAUACAAUCGUUUUGGUAACAGUUAUCAAAUCUGAACACAAUUUCAGGUAAUUGAUGUACAUGAGUUUCCGUUAAUCCGAGUUAAAUGUUUAAGUAUGGGUAGGGGAUGUAAACGGACUCAGUUACUCUAUCUCUGCGCAUAAAAAUAGUAGUCCUUUAACAACACACUCGUAUUCUGUAGUUUGGGAUAUCGCUACAUGAAACGCUCAAAUUAGUAUAGGAAUCACAAUGCUCUUUUUCACUCUAAACUCCGAUUUGAGUGCUCUAUGGGAAAUAAAAUAAUAAUUUUUUGUAACAAUUAAUGCGGCUAUCAUAUGGCUGUGUAAAACGGUUUUUUUUUUUAAUGUUUUUAAAGAGUUGGAACAUAUGACUGUAUAUGAUCGUUUGUAUUAGACGAUUUCAUUUUUUCACAAGCCAUGUGUCACACAUAAAGUAGUUUAUUUGUCAAGCAUCCAGAAAAUAUACAUACAUAUAUAAUAUAUAUAUAUAUUAUAUAUUUAUUAUAUAUGAACAGUGAACACGUUAGGAAUAACAAUACAUAACAGUUUCCGGGAUGAAUAAUUUAAAUGUUGACUUAACGUCUUUUAUUAUUAUGCAGACAGAAUCGUAAAAUCUUAUGUGUCGUGAUUUUCUAAACGAAUUCGUUAUAAAUUAUAAUUAUUAAAUUAUAAUAGGGAUUUCUGUUCUGUUUUUUUUUUCGAUCACAGGAACGGUAAACUAAUGGCGAUUGGAGAUCGUAUAGGUCUUCCAGAUGACGUGAGCGUUGGAUACGUUAUAGGUAUGAAUUUUACUUUUGUUUAAUAUCAUUGGCUACCGAGCUAUUUUUACCACAAUAUAUUAUAAUCGAUAGUUUCAUUAUUGUUUUAUUAAAUUUUUACAGAAUACUUGUUGAAAAUACAACUGACCAGAGUGGAACAAUUUCAUUCGCAUUUGGAACCAAUGAGACUUAUAAAAAAAGAUCUGUUUAACGAACAGGUAAUUAUUAAUUAAAAAUAUUGGAUUUAAUUAACGUUAAUUAUAACAACUAUAACAUAAUAUGGUAAUGAAUAAUGUCGUUGAUAUUACAGCUUACGUUUAGUUAUUCCUUGGACAACGAACCGAACACAGUGGAAGUCGAGGGAUUUAACGAGAUAACCGAUCCAACCAGGUAAGUUUUCGACAAUGUUUGCCUGAAUCAUUUUCAAAUUAUUUCAAUCUUAUUUAUGUCUAAACGGGAUGCGUGUUGCAAUGCGCAUACAAUAUUAUCGUUUUCAGAUUUCUCUCGUUGCAUUGUUUUUUGUUUCCCGAAUCUCCGUGCUGCUUCGAAAAAUGA